This is a messenger RNA of Aphis gossypii (cotton aphid), 961 nucleotides long. Its product is annotated as acetyl-coenzyme A transporter 1-like. The transcript has 3 exons. The record is from RefSeq and is a predicted model, not a curated record. Lineage: Eukaryota; Metazoa; Arthropoda; Insecta; Hemiptera; Aphididae. The coding region runs from base 396 to 674 and encodes 92 amino acids. Gene Ontology annotation, molecular function: acetyl-CoA transmembrane transporter activity. Gene Ontology annotation, cellular component: membrane.
UAUAUAAUUAUUGGUAUAAUCUAUCUCUCUUGCAUCUUAGUAUUUAUUUCUAAAUUAAAUAACUCACGUAAAAAAUCUACAAUUUGUACACUCGCCUAUAAGGGUUAUCAAAUAAUAAAAUCUAACUAGUUAAUUCGCUAUCUAUUUCCCUCUACGCAACCAGUAAUUAUUACAAUAAGAUUUUACACUGUUCACUGAUAAACAUAAUAUAAACGAUUAUUCGAUGAUUUAUAUUUUGUUGGUAGAAACGUAUGAUUUUUUUAUUAAUUGAAUAGUUUGAUUGCAAAUAAAAUAUUAAAAAUCAUUUUAAACAAUUCGUUUUUUCUUUAUAUGCUAUUUACGGUGUGUACGAAAUACGAAGUUAAUUUAUUAUAUAUUUAAACUUUUGAGUAAGCAUGACUUUGCCAAAACAGGAAGAUGAACCGACUAAAUCGGUAGUGAAAAACGAAUUGAUUUUGGCUGAUGGUUGGGCGUUGAAUUUGCUACAAAAAAAAAAUGUGGGCUAUGCAUCUACAUGCGCUUCAGUCGGUCAAAUAAUUGGUAUAAUUUUGAGUGCCGUAUCCCUCAUUCUGUUUACGUCAGAAGACUUUGAUAAUAAGUAUUUAGCAAUAAUGUCUAGUAUAAGAGGAAUAAUGACUAUGAAAAGUGUAUUUAUGGUUUGGGAAAUUUUAUAAAUGGCAAUUACAGCUUUAAUUGCAAUUUUCAAAAAUGAAAAAGAUUACCUAAUAGAGAAUAAUGAAACUAAGCUUACCAUUUUUCAAAACUAUACUGUUUUAUGGGACAUUAUAAAAUUAUUGUGUAAACAUUAUUUUGUAAUUAUAAGAAUUUAUAAACUUAUCUUUUGAGUAUGGAUAUAAUUUUAACAUUUUAAUAUAACGUUAUACAAUAUUGACUUCACAUUAUAAUUUAUGUUUUUAAUUAUAGCCCUGAUUCUUUAUUCUAAUAAAACUAUUGUAAUAAU